CCAAAAUCCGCUAAUAUGCAUAAUAAUUAGACAUAAUAGGAAUUAUGCGUAAAUACUAAAACUGUCGGUUAGUAUGCAAACUAACGGCGCGUAUCAGGAAUUAUCGAUAACUACUAAAAUCGUCAGUAAUUAUGCAAAAUAUCGCCAUAUUUUUAGUAAAUAUUGAUAAUAACUGACACAGCAAUAGGAAUUAUGCAUAAUAUCUGCUGUGUAUAUUAGUGAUUAUACAUGUAACCUCACAAAAUACGACUGGUCGUGCCUUGAAGCGUGCGUUGAAGUUUGAGGUUAUGUUUUGAUUGUUUUGUUGUUGGAGUUUCUCAUCGCAAUGACUGCACUACCUAUUGAUAACAUUAAAUUUAAAUUUGUCGAUGAAGUUAAGAAGUUGAAGGGAAGAACAAACUCACGAUUGAACAUUUUAUUCAAGGAAGAAUAUGACGUGCUUUUAUCCGAGCUAUUUCAACUUCUCUUCGAAAAGCAGCUGCAAUUGCUUCUGGUACUAAUCAAGGUUAUCAACGAUGCAAUUGCACAAAAUUCUGCCAAAACAAUACCUGCCGCUGUAAAAAUAAUUAUCGAUUAUGCAAUAGAGAGGCGUAGCUAG
Acanthoscelides obtectus is the source of this 598-nucleotide messenger RNA. Lineage: Eukaryota; Metazoa; Arthropoda; Insecta; Coleoptera; Chrysomelidae. The record is from the annotation of a GenBank genome assembly.